Cinara cedri is the source of this 20219-nucleotide messenger RNA. The record is from the annotation of a GenBank genome assembly. NCBI's taxonomy places the organism in Eukaryota, Metazoa, Arthropoda, Insecta, Hemiptera, Aphididae.
CACCGCCGCGCCGCGUGUUCGUCCAGCGCCAACCGCCGUCCGGGCCAGUUAGUUUCGACGCGGUCGCCGUGCGCGGAGAGGAAAAAAACCGUUUAAUUUUCGUAUUUUCUUAUUGUAAUUUAAUUUUCUGUAGAAAAAAAAAAACGACCGUUUGGGUGUAAUUUACAAAAAACGUCGCCUGCGUAUUAAUUAUUGCACCGGUAGCGACAGCCGUGUAGAAUAUUUCGCGAUCGUAUCAUAAAUCGCCCGCGUGCACGAUAAAUAAAAUAAUACCGUUCGCCAAAACACGGAUAUUCGUGUGCCGAGAUUUUCGCGACGAGCGACAAUUAUUGUGUCGAGUGCAUGAAAAAAAAAAAAACAACCCGGUUUUUUCUUCCUUCUCUUUUACCUGUGCCGUAUAACAAUUUUAUUAUCUGUAAUACGAAGUCGAGCACAUGCAAUCGUACGUCGCCGAACGCAAAAAAAGCGCCGCGGCAACUAUGGUAAAUAUAUUAUACCUAAUCAUAUUAUUAUAAUACCUACCUAUAUACACAGUAAUUAUUAUUAGAUAAUUAUUCGUAAUUUAUCGCUUCGGCAAAACGACCGUGUACAGAGUGCCACGAUAUCUAUUCGAACCGCACGCGUCGUCGGAUCUCCACACACCGGGCACACCUCGUAUGCGAUACGCGCCUAGAGUCCGGAAAACAUCGGUAAUAAUUUGCACAAUGUUACAAGGCUACGUUAAAACGAAAACGCAUUAGCCGACAAUAAUAUUAUGAUAAUUAUUAAUAAUAAUUGAUUUUAUGCCGGCCGAACCGGUGGCGUUAUACUAACACGCGUCCUGUCGGGCGUGUACGGUGUAUAAUAGCCACUAAUGUAUGCGAUUGUUUUUAUAACCGCACUAUAUUAUUAUUUUAAUCUCGCGAGUGCGAAACAUACGACGGCGGGAGGGGGGAGGGAUCGAGAGGGAAAUCGAAAAGAAUAAAUUAAAGGCGUCACGUUGCGUAAUCGAACGUAUAUUAUCGGGUUGAAGAGAAGUGGCGGUCGACGUGAUCUCGAUGAGACUUCGAGUGCCCGGCGCACGCACUCAGAAACCGAGCAAACAUUUACCUGUUUACUUGUUAUUGGUGCGUUUCGACGGUCGUGUGUCACCGCGUUUCGUACCGUGAAAAAUCGUUCGGUCCUUUCGCGCCGCCGUAAAGUUUUCCCGCGUACCCGGCGUACAACAGCCGGAGGACCUACACCCGAACCGAAUUCAGUGACGAACGCGAUUUCUCGCGGCCCCGUAAUUUAUGGCAUUUAACAAGACUCGCGCGUACAGGCACAGGAUAAUAUCGGAAAGUUCGAACGACGACGUGGACUAUUCGGUGAGUGUCUAUUGCGUUCGAUAACGAAACUUAUCGUCUGUGAGACCGCUUAUGUGUGUGUGUGUGUGUGUGUGUGUGUACCCGAGGCCGGGGUAUUCGUGACCGCGGGAGAUUUUUGGUGCUGCGAUCCCCCCUCUCCGUCGUUUUUUUUAUUUGGCUAUGGUCAAUAACGAGGUCGUAAACACCCUAGACCAUCGCCCGAAACCCCGAAGCCCUUUUUACAGACGCUCUGCUUUAUCGUCGGGGAUCGAGGUGAAGCACGGGAACGUCAAGUAUUGUCUCGGUUACAGCGCCCGAUACUUCCGGGCUCGGGCCGUACGAAGUUUUUCACAGCACGCAUUGAAGCCCGCGUUAUAACGAGUCGUUUCCCGAACCAGAUGAUUCGUGUCCGCCGCAUAUUUUAUAACGGUACAUACAAUAAUAUUGUAUCCCAGGAAGUAUUUUCUCUGGUCGGUUUAGGUAUAAUAAAGUACGCUCGAAACGAAUGCGCGCUGUGGAGUACUCGCAGAGAAACGGUAUUGACGGCCAGGUGUUCUAGAAACAAGCGAGUAACCCUAACCACACUGUAGACGGGAAUAGGACGAAACGGAAGAAUGAGUGUAAUACCGUACGAUUGUCGACGGUGUUAUAAUAUGAAAAAACCCGACGAUUAUUUUUUUACUAAAUCCGCAAAGAGUUUGUUUAUUAUAUAUAUUAUAAAUGCGAAACUCGUUCAUACUCUUCCCCCACCCCCGAUUUUUAUCGCGGGCACGACUGUCGUAGCCAAAAUAACGUAUACUUAGCAGGGAACACGACUCGUUGCAGGUUUCGGUGCUUAAAAACCGAGAAGGAAAAAAACCGUACGUGAAAUAAAAUAAAAUAUUAUGUGGCUUAUAAGUGUUUACCAAACUGUUCCACAACUAUUAAUCAUAUUAUCGUCAAUCAGGCCGCCCUGCCCCUUUUUUUUUCUUUUUUUUUACUCUAUACCAUCGCUUAUAUAACUUUGUGCACAUAAUAUAUUUUAGUACGUAGGUAGAUAUAUAAUAAUACUGGUGUACGGUUACUAGUGAUGCGUAUAGCACAAUAAUACAGCACAGUGGUACAGUACACCCGUCUAAUAUUGUUAAAUUAUAUUACACGUAUCGAUUGAAACCUUACUAUAUAAUAUUAACGCAGUACAGAGUUAGUAGCCGGUUACGAGUUUACGACACAUGACGUCACACAAACACGGUAUACGGACUGCAGUAGUAAUAGCGAUAAUCUUCUGAAGUCGUGUGUGUGUGUAUAUAUAUAGGCUUUCGGCUUUCAGCGUUGAAAAAACUAAUAAGCGAAAUGGAAAAAAUAUCGCAGUAGGUACUAAUAAUAUUACGACGAAAACGAUAUCUCGAUGUAUUCUAUUAUAGUAUACAAGUAUUGUACACCUAUAUUUACGAAAAAAAGCAUAUGUUUACCGAAUAACUUUACGUAAACCGUUGGCCAUAAAAGAGAAUAUAUGUCUACAUAAAUAUUGCUUUAUGCCACGGUACCUGCUAUAUAGUAUAGCAGUUUGGUACGUAAAGCUGUUUAUAAAAAACGUAUAUUGCAAUAACGAUUUACGAUGAUAAACAUUAUAUAAAUUGUUUCGGUUAUGUAUUUAUGUAUUAUUAUAUUAUAUACCAACGUAGACUAUAUUUUUACAAAGUGGGAGGAAAUCAGAAAUCUCCCAUGGUACCUCUAUAACGCCAACGGAUAAGUCGACAAAUGGAGUCGCAGUCGGGUCGUCAGCCGGUGUCCAAAAUAAUUUUGUCGAAUAAUUUGAAGAGUCCUGAACCAAGACUUGAACGAAUCGUCCCGUCUCGGAUAUUUGAGUUAAAAAUACAAAAAAAGACGAUGUGUAACAAUCACGAGUAAAAUUAAAUCAACUGUGAUGGGAUAAAAUGAAAAAGAGCUUCAGGUUUUUUAUGUGACAAUAGUAAAUUACAAUGAGACUGUUCAAAGCGGUAACGUAAAAUUAGUGUAUCAGAGAUGAGAAUGUUUGUUGGUGGAUGAGUAGAGGGAUGAGAGAAGAUAUAGGAUAGGAACGAAUACAUAAUAGUAAAUAAGCGUAGGCUUCGAUAGUAGACAAAAUAAGAGAAAACAGAUCGAGAUGGUUUGCGCAUGACACGAGGAGAGAGAAACCAAGAUCAGUAAAAGAAUGGUAAUGAAAAUAAACAUCCGGGGAAAGAGAGGACGGCCGAAAAAAAAAUUGUUGAGAAUGAUAUGAGGACACUCGUGGGCAGCCAGUGUAUGCAAGGUUGGAGAUUGGGUCAAGUGAAAGUCUAGGACGAGGGUGGUCGACCCCAAAUAGCUGGGAUGAAGAUUAAGGGGAAGAAGCAAGACUAUAUUUUUCACAAUAAUAUGUAAUUACGCAUGUGACUUUUUAUAAACAUGUACUCAAUACCUGUAUAAAUAUAUACACAUAACAGUGAUUACUAAUAUGAUCAUCAAACACAGUAAAUAACUGCUGCUGAGCGUUUGUUGUUAUUUGUUAAAAAAUUCGAAUUCUUUGUUUCGUUCGUUCUUUUUGUUUACUUUUUCUUUUUCUUUUUUAAUUACUCGAUAAUUAUUACGUCGUAAUUCUUUGGAAUUGAGAAGUGAAUUUUUAUUUAUAAAAAUCGGGGUAAAAGAUGUUUCGUUCGUAAGAAAAAAACAACCUAAAGAAAAAUAGUAACCUAUAUUAUUUUAAUUUUCAAUAUUAAACACUUUAUAUAGAUUGUAUUAAAUAACCUGCAACAGUUCGGGAAACUGUUCGCCGAUAAUGUCUUGAACAAAUUAUAAAACAGGAAAAAAUAUUUCUGAUUAGAUUUAGAUUUGUGUAUGUUGUGAUAACACAACAUUUGUUUAUAUGCCAUCGUAUGUUUGUACUUAAACUUUAAAACUAUUUUUAGUUUAAAAUACCGGUUUAAUUUUUUUUUAAUAUUAUAGUUUUAGAAACAGGUUUUGAGUACACCUGCACAAAAACCUACACAAAAAAAAGUGAAGAAUUUAUCAACUGAUUUUUUAGCUAUUUAAAUAACUGCCUUUUUAUUAUACAACUAAAAACAUGCAUGAAAAUAGAAUAUUUUUAAAUUUACACAAAAAAUUAUCGAACACGUUUUUUUUUUAUACUCAAAAAUAAAUUUUAAAAUUAUAAACCGAUAGCAAAUAUCUUUAUAAUUAGAUAAUAGUUAAUAUUUUUAGUUCAUUGAUUGAUAACUUAUUUUUUCAAUUUUUGCUUCAGUUACCGGACAAUAUCAUGUAACUCAUUAUUACUUAUAAUACAAACGUUAAUCUUUACAAUACAAUAUUAUUACUUGUGUAAAGAGGACGUCACAUCCGCCUGAUCUGUUCUCGCCUCACAAACGCACGCCAUUUUUAUUCAACCGGGACAAGUUUUAAUAGUAGAGUAAAUUGACUUUAAAUCAAAUUUAAAGGCAUUAACACUAAUUGCGCCAAUGAGUCGGGUUUUUUUUCUAGAUAUUUUAAUAUUUUCAAGCGAGAUGCGAGUAUGUAAAAAAUUCACAAUUAAAAUAUGCUUACAUCUCGUUUGAAAAUGAAAAUAUUGAGAAAAGACUACCAAGAAAGUUACACCAAACAAUGCUCCUUUUUUAAAGUUUGAUAAUAGACCGAUUCACUCUAAAGUCUAAUACUAAAACUAAAAGCAUAAAAUUGUCCCCCACCUGAAUUUUCUAUGUCAAGCGUUUGUAAGACAUGAACAUUCGGGUGCGGCGAACUAUUAAUACUUUAUUUAUAUUUAUUUAUUAUGCCCGAGAGUCAUAAUAAAGUAAGACCUAAUAGUUUAACCAAAACGUUAAAAAAGUGUUUGCACUUGAUAAAUAUUUUUUACAAACAUGUAUAUGUACCUAUAAUUUAAAUAUAAAUACGAAUAUAAACCGUAUAAAAACUAUUAGAGGCGAACUUGGCAUAAUAAAAAAAAAUCAUUCAAAUAUUUUAAUUUUCCUAUAUUCUUCACAAUAUUUAAAAAGUAAGAAAAAUUGUUAGGCAUUAUUUGUUUUGCAUAAUGUUAAUGCGAUUUUUGUUUAUCUGAACGCUCAAAACGUUACAGAUUGUAAUUUUACGGUAAUAUGCUUUUUAAAAUAUUCUCCAAUUCGAUGUAAAUUUUGACUAUAAAUAAUAAAAAAAUUUGAAACCAGUGAGCAAAAAAUUAAGCUCCCGUUUAAAAAUCUACUUGAAGUCAUAAUUCGAGUAUGAUAAUUAACCAUGAAUCAAAUUCAAAUUCUAAGUAAUAAUACAAUAUACUACAUUUACAUGUCCCCUUGUAGCCCACUCAAACUAGUAACUUACCAUGCAAAAGGCUGAGUAGGUAUAUCCAAUAUAAAUCUGUGUGUAUCUUACGAAAUAAUUAUUUAUGUUAAAUUUAAAUUAUUUUCAAUUCAAUAGAAACAACUUUUAUCGAGAAUGCUUAUAAACCUUAGUGGUGUAUUUUGGAUUUUGCUUCAAGGAGAUAUUGAAUUGUGUAACAUGUACUUAGGCUAAGAAGAGAGGCUUAAAAAAUUUUUUUAAGUGAUCUGUAAUUCAAUCAGCCCUAAAAUUAUCACUGAAAUCAAAUGACUAUAGAUAGGUAUAUUAUCAUUGAUUACAAUCUGCCAAGACAUCAGUAAUUAUUAUAUUAGUUUAGGAUUGUCUAAAUAUUGGUACGGUCCAUAGAGUUUAUAACAAACGAAAUUAUAAACGCGGAAUACUGGUACUCUUCAAAAUUUAAUUUUCAAGGCUUCUAAAAUAUUUACAAUGUUCCUAUAGUUUUUAUAAAUCCUCAUUCAUCAACUAUAGUUAAAUUAAAAAUUUAAGCUAAAAUAUAAAAUACAUAAAACGAAGCAGACAGUUACACAAUAAUUAUUGUAAUAUACAACAAAAUACCCAUUAUUGAUUUAUGGACAAUUAUAACUAUUUUAUAAAUUUUGCUUUAUUAUUUAAAAAUUGGUCUAUUGUAGUUUAUUUAUUUAAGUAUAUCUCUCACAUUCUUAUUGUGCCUUACAAUACGUUUUUUAUUUUGUUUACAUUUACGCGUUCAAAUAGCAUGUAUAUUUGAUAACUGACUUACAUACCUAUUGGUGUAUUUAAUUUUUAUACUCUGGGAAACCUUGAUUGUUGAGGACCAGUACCAGUAUAUUCCGCGUUUGAAAUGGCCGUACUAAUUUUCCGUUUAUUUACUUUAAUUAGGUUCUUAUCUCCUAUACUAAUCCGACUCCUUCACAUUAAUGUAAUUCGAAUAGGUUUCGUUUUCAACAAGAAAAUGACGUAUACGUUUAGGUUUUGUUUGAUAUAUAAACUAGGUAGGUAUCAACAUAUUUUAGAUUUUUUUGAUUAAGAAGUAAAUAAAUUUGAAUUAAAAAUAAAAAAAGUUGUCUUAAAUAAUAGAUAAUAAAAAGAGGUCAAGAAAUAUAUCUCCCUAUAAUCGCUAUCAUUAAAUUCUCUGCUGUUUAUAAAUGUAAUAGACAGUUAAAUUAAAAAAAAAAAAAAUAUUUCAAUUCAAUUAUUGGCAGUAAUAUAUUUGUGAUAACUGCACUAAUAUAUAGGCAUUUUUCAUAAGACGGUUUCCCAUAUUUACACAUAGGUAUAUAAUAUACAAUUAAACUUUCAGGCCACUUUAAUUAUACUAAAAAAAAACAAAAUCAAACAGUUACUACUGCUAGCUAAUAAUGGAAAUGUUAUAUUGUAAUAUUUCUGAACAAAUUAUUACAUCACAGUCUGACUGAACAAUUAAUUCCGUUCUCUAAAAUUAUUAAGUAGGCACUUAUCUCACUAGUUUUGAAUUCAAAAUAAUAAUCUAGAAUACUAAAAAUGUAAAUAAUUAUUUAUAAUCAUUAUGACUUAAGAACAAAAACGAUCAAUAAUAAUAAUAAUAACAAUAUAGGAUAAUAAAUUCAAUUCUAUCUGCUUCUAUCAGCUUCUAUUAUAUGAAUAAUUUAAAAAAAUAUAUAAUAUUCUAAAGAAAAAUACCUAGAACAAUUAUUUUAGCUUCAAUUUUAUAAAUAUAUAUAUGAAAUCAGAAAUUAUUUUGUAUUUAUAAAAUAAAAAAACGAGUUUUGAAUUCAUUUGCAAUCAUCAAUUGUAAUUCUCGUGUUAUUUUUUUUAUUUUUUUAUAAGUACAUAGUUUUCAAUACAGAACCGCUUUAACAAAAUUACGUAAUAUUUUCAACUCGACUAGAAUUGUAUAUAAAUUGAUGAUAAAAAAAAAUAAAAGAAUAAGGAAUGUCAAAACCGAAAUUAAAAAAAUACUAAACGUAUAAAAUCGCGUAUUUUAUAAUGGUGUUGCUGCCCAAGUAUAAAAUAUCUGUUAUAAAAAUGUAAUAAGUAACCAAUUUAAAAUAUUAUUAAGUCUAAACAAUAAAUACGAGUAAACAUGAGUCUUCAUCUUUGAGAGCAUAUAAAUAUAAUAUAUAUUUUGACUUUUUUCGCCCCUCAGAUCCAAAACUCAAAUAAUCAAAUUUUAAUUUCGGAAAACAAUGAAAAACAGUCACGCUGUAUAAAGCCAACCGUUUCCGACGAAACCGUUCUGGAUUAAUUAAAUAAAGUGCCAAAUUUAAAUCUAUAUGAACAAAUGAAAGUAGAAUCCGUCCACCUUCACCUCCCCCUAUCCAAUUCGAGUUCUGUAUAUCCAUUCGUUUAUCUGAUUAGUAAGUAACUCUCGGUCGCUAAUGUAUUGGACAUUUUCACAGAGAGGUGUGACUACAAUGUUUUAUUUCUUAAAAAAAUAUGCCUCCCUAAUAAUAAUAAUAUUAAUAAUAUUAAUAUUAUAAUAUUACUAUAAUAUAGUAUACCAUUAUUAUAUAGGUACAACAAAUAUAUAAUUCGUAUUACAAACGGGCAAAAUAUUAUGAAGGUACAGUUUAUAAUAUGUUAUUCACUUAUACGGAUAUUAUUUUAAAUAAAAAUGUGUUGUUAUCUAAUAAAUACAUUAAUAAAAGAACUAUACAAGGUGUCCCACGGAUAAUCUAAUACUUGAACUAAUUUUUAUUCUAUUAAAUAUGUUUAAUAUAUAAUAAAUAAUUAAUAUGCCUCUGCGCUACAGUUAAUAUAAAAUAGUCAUUUUUUUUUUUUAGGUGUGUUAACUUAAGAUUAAAAAUUAAAAAUUUUACUAUAGUUUUUUUUAAAAAAAAUCAACUUAACCAUUUUGUAAAAUAGAUUUUUAGAACAUUUUUGGUAAUUGAAACUUUUGUUUAAGUAGGUAUUAUGUAUUUUAUUUUCUAUCAUUCAUUGAAGUUUUCGCAAAUACGAUUAUUAUUGUAGUUUAUAAUCUAAUACAAUAUUUAAUCAGUAAAAAGUCGUUUUAUUGUAUGAUAAGAAAAUCAUUGUCAUUUUGUAUGCUCUAACUUCUGAUUAAAUAUUACUAUAGAUUAUGAAUCACAAUAAUAUUUGCAUUUGCCAAAACUACAAAAAAUUGUCGAAAAUAAAAGAUCGUACUUGUAAACAAAAGUUUCAAUCACCGAAAAUUUUCUAAAAACCUAUUUUACAAAAUAGUUAUUUUUAAUUAAAGUAAAAUUUUAAACUUUUUGUUUCUAAGUUCUCCAACUAAGAUAAAAUAUUAUUGCAUUAACUAUAGCCCAAAGCAUACUAAUUAUUAAAAAAAAAAAAAAAAUAUUGAAUGAAACAAAAAUUAUUUCAAGUGUCAGAUAACCCGUGGAACACUCUGUAUAAGAUUUUUUUUAUAACUAAUGGUUUGAAAAUCGAAUUCGUCGUGACCCCAGGGUACAUAUCAUUAUACUAUUCUUAAUCUAAUCUCCUAAUUAUUUACUGAGAAUAUAUAGAGAUAAAACAAAAUUUAAAACUGUUAUUAAAUGACAAAUGUUAUUAUAUCACCUACCUAUAUAUAUAUAUACACGAUAUAUUUUGUAUAAAACAGUCGAAUUGCGAUAAAUCAAAUUUCAUCAAUGGUAGGCAACUAAAAAUAUUUGAUAAUUCGAAUAUUAUAAAACAUACAUAUAAGUAUUCGAUAUUAUUUGUAUUAAUAAAUUAUCAGUCAAUAAAAUAACCACUAUACUCGUAAACCGACUGUAUAUAAAUAUGUAUACGAGUAUAUUACUUUAUUUAGGUUUAUAAUGUAAUAAAAAAUAAUAUCCCCAACAAAUCGAUUAAAAAAAAAGAUUUAUUUUGAAUUUCAACGGUUUAUUGAAUGUUAAUUAUUAUUAAUUGUUGUUGCGUCCAAUGUUAAUAUCCGUAUACGUAAACAGAUAUGAGGUAUGAACAAAUAUUAAAUAAAAAAGUAGGUUCGUUUUCAUUGCGGUGUUGUAAAACAGUGUUUAUCAACCUGGUGGUCGUGACCCGCAAAGGGGUCACGAGUGAUGUGAGGAGGUCGUCAAAAACUAUAAGUAUCAUGCAUACUGUAAAUCGUAUCAUUCAAGUUUUGUUAAACGAUUUUUGAAGGGGUCGGCAAAAAUGAAAAAAAAAAUUAUGGAGUUGCGAUUCAUAUAAAAGAUUGAAAACCACUGUUGUAAAAUAUUCAAUAUACGUUACCUAUAAGGAUAUUGUUUCAGUUAUGAUUCAUGACGUUAACCUACUCGAAUCAUGUUGUUAAAUAAAACUUGAAGACGGAAUUUCCUUUAACAGUAUAUAAAUCGAAAUGUAUUAUUUAUAAUAAACGAUUGAACGGAUCGAACAACACAGUUUUUGUACAAAUUACCAUAUAAUAUAGGUAGAUAUCCGAUUUUUCGAUUAAACGUACAAAAUAUAAAUUGUCUGCGAACAGCGUACAAUUGAUAUAUACUAACUCGUAUACAACAGCAAAAAUCGGGAACAAGUUAAUGGAAACAAUUUAAAUGCAAAAUAUGUUAGUAGGCAAUAUUAACUCGGUUAAAAAAGUUAGUUCAUUGUUUCUUUUUUUCCUGAAAAAAACUAUCACGUUGAUAAUAAUCUAUAUUUACCAAUAAUAAUAGUUCAAAACCCUAAAAAUAAUCAGAUUAGAUUACAUUAGAUUGUAUACCUAUCUGCAAACGUUGAGUUAUUAUUUUACAUAUGCGUUUAAUUACUGUAAUUACGUUGUCCAAUUUCACACGCGUAUUUAAAAUAUUCGUGUAUUUUAAACACGCCAACACACGUCUAAAAUAUUCGCUUUAUAGUCUAUAUAUAUAUACGCAAUCAAAAUAUCUAAUCAAACUGUAUAGUUAAGUAAAUUAUAAUUCUUGAUAAACAAUUCUAAUUAAUAAUCUAAUUGACUAGGGAUAUUCGAGUUAAAAAUGUGAAUGACUAACAUUGGAUAUUGUAAUAAUAUUGGUAAUCGAGUUGUUUUCUUUUUUUAACGGAUAAUAAUAAUUAUUUUGUGUUUUUUCGUAUCCAGUCGAGAAGUUCGUUCACGCCCACGGAAUACCUAUUCAAGAUUUUAGUCAUCGGCGAGCUCGGCACCGGCAAGACUUCCAUAAUCAAACGUUAUGUACACCAGUUCUUCUCGCAACACUACCGGGCGACCAUUGGGGUGGAUUUCGCGUUAAAAGUCCUCAACUGGGAUUCAAACUCUAUCGUCAGACUGCAACUAUGGGACAUAGCCGGUGAGUGUAAUAAUUAAUUAACUUGCCCUUCCGGUUAAUGAUUUCGGUAAACCGGUAAUCCGGCGUCUAUGCUCGUUUAUAAAAAAAGUAUACACUUUUUUGACGAGGAAUCUGUCAUUAAAAGUGCUGGUGUACAGUCUGCAAAAUUGAAAAAUAACUAUAAUACAGAUACAUAUAAACAAACCACUAUUAUAGUGCUGCGAUACCUAUUUAUGUUAUCUCGAGUUUGUGCAGUCCUUUAAUUCGUAUAAUCUGUACGUUAUUCUGAUUACAUUUCGCGAAAUAAUACCUGUCUAUUAAUCACACUACAUAUUACAGCCGCUAUUAGCUUAUCCAGCGAUGAAAUGCACUUAACUAAAAAAAAAAACAAAAACGAAACGCGCUAUAAUUAGCGUAUAUCAAACCACCUGCUAAACCACACGCUUAACCCAUUAAGUACCCAUUAAAACCGACUUACGAUACGCUUAAAAUUACGAGGUCCGGAACUAUGACACUUUACACACCGUCUCCAUGCAUUAUCCUGCACUGUGUUUAUAAUGUCGCGAUCAUUAAUUAUUUUGAAAAAUAACCGUCGUAUUUACGCGUUAGGUAUGGAACUUCAGAUGUGCCAAAUAGUUUUGGUAACCCCGGACCGGGGCGGGUUCUAGUCGGGUCACGAAAAAGAAGGGCCCCAGGGGCGUCAUUUCAAUUUUAUAUUGUUGGAGCUAAAAUGUUUGCAAGUCAUUUCAAACCAUUACCAGGCCACAAUAAUGGGCACUUUUUCUUUUUUUUUGGUAGAAUCGGUCAAAUACCCCUCUAUGUUCUUCUUUUUUGCCAAUUAUAUGGGGCCAGCUAUAUAAUACCAACUCAAAAUAUGAUGAUACUAUUAAACACUUAGGAGGUAUAUCCAUGCUUAUAUAUAAUUUUUGGUAGGCCAAAGAUGACGUUUUAAAAAUAGUAGGUGCGAAUGUACACUCUGCACCCACACCCCCCCCAAAUGACGUUCCUGAAGGACUAUAAUAUGAAGUUCCUAUAAGUUAACCUUGUCAGGGGAUGUUGAUGGACUAUAAGCUAAUUCUUCGGCUGAUUCAUAGGAUAAUAGCUGGAAGUGAAGUAUUGUGUUAAACAAAACCCCUUUACUGCUAUCGUGGUUAUACUUGGAAAAAAAUAAAUAGUUUUACCAUGUUGUAUACGAAUUGAAUAUAAAUGUUUUAAAUUAACUAUUAAAAAAAAAAUUAUGUUUUUUUUCUUUAAACCGACUCGUAAAUUACAUUUCUAUACUGUAUAAUUAAAAAAAAAAUACCUUUUACGUCGGGUUUUUAAUAAUUAUUAUCGCCAGUUGCGGUCGGGCAUACUGCAGUCUGCAAUAAAAAAAAAAAUAGAACUUAAAUAUUACCCCACCCAAAUUGCGAUCCGUGUUCUUAAUAAAAUAUACAGCUCUUUGUCGUCCUAUUCGGCGCUAUCCGAGUCGCGGUCGGCGGCGUUAAAUAUAUCGGAGUAAAGUUUUAUUUUACCGCAACACGUUGUCGUUUCAACAUCGAUUUUUAUAUACCUAGCAAAAACGCUAAAAGUUUUCUGUACUUACACUAUAUUAUAGUGCUACACGGAUCGUUUAGAAUUCGAACAAUAUCAGUGGCGUAACUAGAAUUUCUAAUGCCCGUAGCAAACUGUCUUACUUACAUAGAGUGCACUACGACAGCGCCCGAAAUUAAAACAACCACUUCAAAAACAAAAAUGUUAUACUGAAUGUUAAUCUAAAAUAUCUUAAAAAUUUAGCAUAAACAUCAAAGCAAAAAGGCUGAUAAGCAAAAUACAUGCAUGUAUUUUCAUGUGUACAUCCCCCCACCAUAAAUUUGACAAAGCAAUGGUCAUCGCCAGUUUUUUAUUCAUCUGUCCAUCCACUGAAAACUAAUGCCUUGGGUACCGAGAUUUGGGGCCCCUAAAUUUCAUGAAACCGUGGCUCAUUACCCGUCAUGUCACCCUAGUACUGGACAGUAUGCGCUGUCAAUCGUAAAACAAAAAAAAUCAAUUAGUCAUAAAUAUAAUAAUAUACCCGUUGUAUUGAAAAAUACCAUUAAUAUAGAGAUACUGCAGGCUAAACGCGUAUAACUAUUUAGUAUAUACUUAAAAAAAAAAAAAAACCGUAAAAUGAAAAUGAUUUAAAAUUAGUGCACUUUAAAAUAAUAUAUUGUUUUUUUUUUUGCUGUGAUGGCCUUUGAAAAAAGUUUCCGCGUCCUAUACAAUAAUUUGUAUUUAUUUAUUUGUUGAAUCAUUUGAAUUUACGCCAAAAGCUCAAGUACAGUAAUUUCAAAUAUACAAAUAAAUUAAACUUAAUAAUUAAUUAUAAAUAAUAAGAAUGAAGAGGGAAAUAUACAUUGUUUCAACUUCGAAAUAAACAAUCAACAAAUUAUUUUAACAAAUAUAAAUUUAAAAAAACAAUGUUUAAUAACGAUAAUAAUGUUCACGGCUAUCAUUUAUCAUUAUAAGUGGCGUUUUAGGAUUGAAGGACUAUCGGGUUUAAAAAAUCAAAAGUAGACAAUCUAUAACACUCAACAAACAUUCUAUUCAGAGGCGUUUUAAAACCGUAAGAAGUUCUAUAUGUGAGAAGAUUUAGAUAUCGCUUUUGAUAAUUUCUCGUCUCGUGAUUUAUGUGUGUGACAUUUCCUGUAGGUAUAACCUAACGAGUUUAUUAUUUGUAUACGUACACCGUGACGACCCGUGACGAAUACGACGUCUUUAUCAAUCGUAAUAAUUACUGUGAAAGUACAAUACAAUAUAUAUGUAUACACAAUUAUAGGUACACCAAUUAUUGCCUACUGUAAUACGGUGUACAACACGUCAUGUUGUACGGACCAGUAUAGUUAUCGAGACGUAUAAAUAUAUAUAAAUAUAAAUAUAAAAAAAUAAUGCGAAUUCGUUCAGAGUUAAAAUAGCAUUAUUUAUUUGAUUUGUUGCAAUUAUUAUUUUUUUCUGUUCGAUUAUUGUUUGAACAUCACUCGAUACAUCACUGGACACACCAUACACGGUUUUGUUUUUUUUUUUUUUUUUUUUUUUUUUUGUAUUUAUUGAACACGUCAAACAAUGCGAUUGCAGACUGUUAUUGUCUUUACCGGGGUGGAAAAUUAUUCCAGAUAUUACAUUAUAUUAUUGUAAAUAUCGUAUAAUUCAAUAUCACACCGUUCGAACGGAAUAUUAUAAGUAACACACGGAACCCUACUAUAAAAACUAGCGCGCUGGUCAAUAUUUUUGACCGAUCCGUUAAUUUCUCUAAAUUCGGCUAGGAUUACUAGAGAAAUUAUACACAUAGCAGAUAUCAUCAAACUAGACAACUUGGACAGUUUAACGGUUAUUACUUAUUAUUAUGUUAAUCGAUUAAAUUAAUAAAUAAUUUGUGUUGUAAUCCGGAUUUGAUAUUCAGCGCUACCGAAAAUAGUGCUAUUAUUAUAAUAAAAGUAUAGGUAAUUUGUUAAGUAAAUAUAGGUUUUUAAUUUUGGGUUAUUUCACUGCGAACUGUGACUUACCGAAAACAAACAAAAACUCGUACCUAUAUCUACCUAUUUGCCCGUAUAUUGCUCUUAUAUAUUAUCCGCUGCUUUUAACAAAUAAUAUCCCUGUCCCGUUUUGAUUGUGACAUUUAUUAUAGGCCAGGAGAGAUUCGGGAACAUGACCCGGGUGUACUACAAAGACGCGCUGGGAGCGUUCAUAGUGUUUGACGUUACGCGUCCGGCCACGUUUGACGCGGUAGUCAAGUGGAAACAAGACUUGGACGCAAAGGUUUCUCAGGAGGACGGGACACCGAUACCGUGCGUCCUGCUCGCAAACAAAGUGCGUAAACCGUAUUUUAUACGUAUAACUUAAUAUAAAUGUAACAUGUGUUAUAGGUACUAACAUCUACAUUAUACGGAAUGAUUCAAAAUUUAUGUAAUAGCCAUGUUAUCAUAUACAUAUUCAAAAUAGAAAAAAGUGUAUAACACAAAUAAUUUUUUUUUUUUUUAUUCCAAUAAACAUUUUCAGUUGUAAACUUAUUAUAGCUUCUAAUAGCGUUCUGAAAACAAUUGGAAUAGUUAAUUAUUUAUUUUUGAAAAUGUAUUAUGUAACCAAAGGGACAAAAUAAAAAUAAAUCGCCAAGUGCUAUCUAUUGCGAGUUGUGACUUAUUUAUAGUAGAUAUUAUAAUUAUUAUUAUUACUAACCGUUGCUCGCUGAUAACGUGUCAUCUUUGGAUUUAGGUGCAUCAUUUUUAUCAUAAAGUUUAGUCACAGAAAAAAUUUUAAUUUAUUUAACCAAUUAACUCGAUAAACAAGAUUUGAAUAUGACAUGAAUAAUGAAUAAUUAAGCUGAGUUUCCAUUACACCGUGUCCGGUGCAUUAAUCUACGUAUUCUGAUUAGUUGAACCAAGUAGUACCAGGUAUUAACCAACCGUUUAGCCAAUCAGAAUACGUACGGGACACGACGUAAUGAAAACUCAGCUUUAAGCUAGUACCUACGUUUAGAAUAUUUCUGUUUUAAUACCAAACCAGUUUUAUUAUAUCUAAAUUUUAAAUACGUUGUAUUCAUAACAAUACAUUUUUAAACAAAUCGCGCAUGAUGUACGUAGCAACUCAAAUUAUUAAUAAUCCUACCAGCCCAGUCCGCCUCUGAUAGUAUUUUGGUUUAUCUAAAUGUAAAAUUCAAUAUUGAUAGAUAUAAGUAGGUAAGUGUUCUGGACCCCAUCACAAAAAAAAAGUCUGAAUACGGCCUUGGAAAGACCAAAUAAAUAUCUAGUCUUUUUUUAAAAAAAAAUAAAUAGCAAUAGGUAUGUAGGUACCUACAAUUCUACAAUUAUUUGUCAUCUCUAGAGACAGUAUUUUGAUUUUUCAUAAUUAUCUAUUAAAAAUAUAUUAAUUUUGAAAACAGUUUCCUUUCAAAAAAGGUGCUACACUCUGGUAGAAAAUGUACACACAAAUAUAAAAAAAAUAAAUAUCAUUGUAAAACCAUGAUAACCAAGCUUAUGAGCUUCUUAACUCUACUCAGAUUCUAAAAUAUGUUAUAUAAAUCUUCUUUAAAAUCUAUUAUUUAAGGAUAAUGUCCUACAAAGUAUACAAUAACAAUAUAACAAUAUAAAUAAGUAAUUAAUAAAUAAGUAUGAGAUGAGUUUUUAACUAAGAUAGAAUUGUGUAGUAUUAAAAGAGAACAAAUGCAAAAUUCAUCAAUAUCCUAUUUCUAGUUAUCUCCAAUAAAAUUCCUUUUUAUUUCUAACUGGAUCAAUCGUAAAUGAUUUAAUGUAUAAUACGUUGUGUAAUACCUAAAUAAAUUUAUACUUAGGUGCUUACAUUUACAAACGUUUUAAUAAAAUGCAAGUAUUCAAUAUUUUUAAUUUAAAACAGUUAGACUAUAACUAUAUAAGAUCAGUAACUGUUGAGUUUAUAGUUACUGGAUAAUUGUUGUAUAUUGUAUUUGGUACGAUUACUAAUAUUUGACAAAGUGUCUAUAUUGAAUGGCAUUUGUAUAACCCAUCAACAAUAAUAGCCUUUUUCGCCAGAACUUAAAAAAUAUAUUAAAUAAUAAGUUGGGUAUUUUUAUUAUUGAUGACUAAAUAUCUAAAAUAUACUAAAAUAUCUAAUAAUUUAAAUAAUUGAAUUGUUUUACAGUGCGAUCAGGUAAAAGAAGGUAUGGUGAACAGUGUUGCUAAAAUGGACGAAUUUUGCAAAGAAAACCAAUUCUCUGCGUGGUACGAGACAUCAGCCAAAGAAAACGUUCACAUUGAUGAUGCAGCCAAGACACUUGUGGCCCAGGUAAAAUAUACAUGAAAUAAUGUCAAAUCCAUUGUAAUAAGGAUAAAAAAUGAUGGGAAUUAACAUAUUUUAGUCAAUAUAGAUCUAAAAAACCAGACAAAUCUGUAGGCAAUUUCAAUUUUGAAAACGGAUUAUAAUUCUUUAGGUUUUUAUACAUUAUGAUAAAUAUUAGGUUGGAAUCAUAAAUUUUAUUAUUUCUUGAAAAUUGUAGACAAAUUUGAUUGUACCCAUUUGAAGAAUUGUCAAAAAUAUACAUACAGUAUUUUGUCUUUUACUAAGUAGAUGAUAAAGACAAUUAAAACUAAAAUUAUAAUUCUAAUAAAGAGUCUAAAGAAUCAUACUUAAUACAUUUUCAAAAUUGAAAUCUGUCAAACACCAUUCCAACAGUUUUAUCUGGCAUUUUGCAUUCUAAAAUGACAUUAUUCAUCUGUAAAAAGGGCUGUAUUCCUUUUCCUUUUAAUUAAUAUUGGGCAGUAGAUUAGUGGGAAAUUAGUGUAAAACCUCUGUAUCUAUGGUGGUCAUAAAUAUUAUUUAAAGACAUUUUUCAAAUUUUAGAAACCCUAACCAACCCCCUUAGAUCGUGACAUUCAUUCAACGUAUACAUAUUAUUUCAUUUUAAUACCUAACUGUGCUCUAGUUGUACUAUAAUAUUUUACAUAUAAUGUUAUACUUUUUAGUCAUUAAUGAAAACAGCUCCAUGGGUUUAUAUAAUUAAUUAGUGCAAAUUAAAAUAUUAUAUUUACGGGUAAUAACAUUAGAGAAGUUUUACUAAAUGUAUUUCAUUUUAUCUAUGUAUACAUUGACUCAAUCUAUUAGGCUAAUGAGCUUUUUGUUUUUAAUGUUAAUUCAAAUUAUUUUACCUCAUUUAAAAAACAAAUAUAAGUCAUACUCGUAUUAAUACAUUAUUAUAGGUGUAGAAUUUAAAUCAUAUACCACAAAUCAUCUGCUUAAUUAUAGAAAAAUGUAAGAAUUUUGUUAUGUAGUGCACAUUAUGAUAUUUGAUUGAUUAAUGAAUCAUUUAAUUUGUAUUUAUUAAUUUGAAUUAAACAUGACAAAAGCUCAAUUACAAAUUAUACAUUGUACAGUCAAUUGCAUGCAUGCCUACAUACAAACCUUAAAAAUAUCUAAAAUAAAAUAUAUUAUAUAAUCAGUAACAUUUAAUAGUAUAAAAAAAAACUUGGUACCUAUAAUAAACCAUAAAUGAUUCAUUGAUGUUUGCAGCAUUUAUAAAACGGAUCAUAGGAAAAUUAUGGAUGUCAUUAGUAGUUGCAUAAUAGGUGUAGUAUGGAAUAAAUUAACAAGUAUUAAGAUUAAUAGGUCAGAACAUUCGAGUUUACCAUUUGAAAGCUUAGUAGAGAAAGAAAGUUUCGACCUGUACCUGCGAUCAGUCAGUGAACAUUUUACUAUACUAAUGGAUAAUUGAUUUGUGGAACGUAUUUGAUUUUUGUUAGAGCAAAUAUUUUAAAUCAAUAACAUCACCAUAAGCAUUACUGAUUUGUCUAUACUUCCACAAGAGUAUGCGCAUUAGUGGCCACUUUUCAUUCUCUCGACUAUAGUUCUUUUUUUUUGUCCAAAAUAAUAUAUUAUACAUUUUGACUCAAUAUUUUAUUAUGUUAAUUUCAGAUUUUGAAGAACACUGCUCAAUAUAAACCGCACUCAAAAACGAAGGGACAGAUUUUAUUAAAUCAAGUGCUGUCCUCCAGCGAUAAGAAAACUAAUGGCAAUUGCUCUUGUUAAUAAUUAUUUUAAAAUAGGUACUUAAAUUUAUUUUAUAUUCAUUCAUUAUUAAAAUUUUUAAAGUACAAAUUUUGUUCUUUUUUUAACUACCUAAAAUAUUACGUCAAAGAAAAAUAUUUAGUGCAUAUAUUAUAUUACGAGCACCUAAAAAUUAUGGGUGGUAUUAUUUCAACAGUUUUACCAAAACAAAAUGUAUAAAACACUGGUAUAAAAAUCCAGCUGUAGAUUAACAUAUUUCACAUUCAUAAAUAACAUUAUCUGAAUUUGAAAUCUAAAUACAAAUUAAUUAAAAUUAAUUUGUAUUUUAAUUUCAAACAAAUGUUUCUUUUUCCUAUACUUAUGAUAUAAUCUAUAUAAUGAGCAAAUAAAUAUAAAAACAUGUGAUACAAUUAAUUUGUCUAAGUUUUAUUACUUAUUGUUGUACUUUGUAUUGUUUAUUAUUCAAUGUAACAAUGUGCCUUACUAUUGUAAACAAAUUUAUAGAAUAAAAAAUGAGUUUUGAUUAUAAAUAUACUGUAUGAUAAAAAUGUAUUUAUAUUAUGGAUUUAUAUGUUUCAAAAAUAUGUUUUAAGAUUUUUAUACCUAGGUAUAUUAUAUAUUGUACUGUGUUUUGCUUAAAAUAUAUAUUUCGACUAUCGUUACAUAGAUAACCGAUACAUUAUUUAAUUAUUAAUUGUUCAAAAUUCUUAAAAUGUAUUUAAAAUUAUAUCUGCCUUAAACUAUACUAGUGGAAUAUCCAAAAAUGUUUAAUGGGAGAGAAUGCAUAAUAAAUAAUAAUCAUAAAUAAAUCGUAGACUCUGAAAUUUCAAAAGCCAAUUUCAAUAUGAGAAAAAUCAAGCAUUUAUUUGUAACUCAGUUGAAAUAAUACCUAGUUAUUUAAAAGUUUGUUAGAUAGUUAUUUAAAUAGUACCACUAGUUAGUGCAAAGUUAAUCAAUGUUAUUAAACUUUGAAAUGUUAGAUGCAUAGUACACGGAGUCAAAAAACUUAUCGGACAUUAUUCACACAGAUAUGACAUUGUUGAAAAAUCUCUGGUCAAAAUCAAAAGUUUUCUAUAUAAACAACUAUUAUUUAUCUGUGAAUAUAAUACUACAACUAAACAUUGAUUAAAAUAACUUAUUUUACAUUGCACCCAAUAUGUAAACUAUAAAUUACCUAUAAAUAUAUAUAUAUACAAUAAAUAUCUACUGUUUCUAAAAUGCAAUUGAUUAAGAUUAAAAUAAAUACACUGUUGUUAAUGGUGGUGGUUACCUGUUCUCACAUAAUAUAAUAUGAUAAUAAUAUUAUUAAUUGUUAUACACCAAUAUUAACUCGUCUGCAGCGGGGGUCAUGACGGUUUUGGUUAAUUUUUUUUUUAUAAAUGGACUAGUGUCCAAUUAUACAGCUAAAUUAGAAAUAUACAUAAUUAAUGAAUAAAGACUAAAAUUAAGAAUAAAUUAUUGACAAUAAAUAUUAGGUAAAAUCAAAUACAUAGGUAUUAUCAGCCUUCAUCAAAAUGUUAUGAGAGGAAUUAAAAAUAUAAUUUUUAUUUGGGGAAACAGGGUAAAAUAGCAAGAAGUUUCUGAUGUUAAGGCUAUUUAUUCUAAAAUUAAAUGUAGACAACAACGCUGGACAAUAACAUUAGUUGACAAUUUAUGUAAACAUUUUGAUAGAAAUAUGUUCUUUUAAUUCUUCAAGUUCUUUUGACUGUGAGGAUGUCUAAAAAUAUUAAAUUUCAAAGAAAUAAAUCUUAAAAAAUUAAUUGAUUUUAUCAUUUUUUUGUUUAAAGUGUAUUAUUUAACCAAACUAAUGAACAGUAAUCAAGGUUUCAAUGAACAAAGUAGUUUUAGUGAAAUAGGAUUUGAAAAAGGUACGCUUAAUGAAAUCUAAAUUUCACAAAAUUUUAUUUUUUAUCAUUUCUGAGUAAAU